CAACAUUAUUCUUCAGUUCAUCCUCUGGGACAAGCUUCGAUUAAAACAAGGCCAAAAUCAUCAUCUCCAUACACGCUCGUUGGUCCUCUCAAUCGCUAUUCUAUUAUAUCAUUUACGUUCGACAUCUUACCAGAACUGUUCCACUCAUGCCACCACUUCAAGCAACGCCCAUCUUACUUUGGGCCACUUUCCUUUUCAGCAUACAAGUUUCCCUUGCAACUCACUCAUCGAGCCCAAAUUCUCGCGACAGUCAUCACCACGUUGCACGCGCACGCGCCGAUCAAGUUCCCAUCCAAGUUGAUUUACACAGUCGAGGGUUUGAGUCAGCGGAAGGGAAUAGCCCGGUGACUUCUACGCAUCAGAAGCGAGAUGAGCCUAUCAACCCCGGCUUUGACUAUGCUCGGCAAAAAAUACGAGGUGUCAACAUAGGCGGAUGGCUUGUAACGGAGCCGUGGAUUACACCAUCAUUGUACAAUACUGGCAAUAGCAAAAUCAUUGAUGAAUACACAUACUGCGGGCAAUUAGGACGAAGCGAAGCAACGAAACGUUUGCAUGCUCAUUGGGAGUCGUUUUACAAGGAAGGUGAUUUUCAUACGAUCAAGUCAUAUGGUCUCAAUCACGUCCGUAUCCCCAUCGGAUACUGGGCUUUUGACAUCUCAGCCGGAGAGCCUUAUGUUCAAGGACAAUUUGAGUACCUCAAAAAAGGAGUUGAGUGGGCAAGACGAGCAGGUCUUAAGGUCAUGAUUGAUUUGCACGGUGCUCCUGGUUCACAAAAUGGUUUCGACAACUCUGGACGCAAGGGUCCCAUAAACUGGGCUACCGAUCCAAAGAAUCUUGUUCGUACUAAACAGGCACUUGCUAAACUUGCCAAAGAGUUUACUCAACCUAAAUAUGCGGGAACGGUGACCAGCUUGGAAGCACUCAACGAGCCAGCCGGAUUUGCUAACGAUGGUCACAAGACUCUGAACGCCGCGAAACAAUAUUACUAUGACGGCUACACGAUUGUACGACACCCAAACGGUCAAGGUCCCCAAUCCAAUGUACUCUAUGCGAUACAUGAUGCAUUCCAGCCACUUGAUACUUGGUCAACUGCUUUUCCUCAACCAAAGUAUCAAGGACUUGCAUUAGACACGCACAUCUACACUGUCUUUGACACCCCAUCUCUCCAAAAGAAUGAUGACGCCCGCGUGGCUACCUAUUGCGGUAUGGCUUCCGGUUUAGCAAGGAGUAAUUCAGCUAUCUGGACCUUCGUUGGAGAGUUUACACCUGCUCCUACAGAUUGUGCACCCCGUCUUAACGGCCAAGGGACUGGCGCGCGAUAUGAUGGUACCUUCAUGGAUAGCCAACGUCUGGGAUCUUGCCAAGGAAAAUCUGGAUCCGCUAAAAACUUCUCGAAGGAAUACAAGACCAGUCUCGCUCGAUUUUUUGAAGUGCAGACAACAGUUUAUGAAAAAGCUUCAGGUUGGUUUAUGUGGACUUUCAAAGCCGAGAACGCAGAUGAUUGGAGCUAUGACGCUGGUGUGAAGGGUGGUUGGAUACCUCGGGAUCCGGGAUCCAAACCGCAUGGACAUCCAUGUAGUUGAUCAUUUUCUUAAUUUCUGCAUCCGUUUCACUUCCUUCCAAACACCUUUUCAAUAUUUAUCAGUUUUUGUCAUUUCUACACAUGGUACCAUUUUUUUGCAUAACUUAUGAUUUGAUUGUUCAAUCUUUCUCAUAGAUUGUUUUCAUGAGUUUUAUUUACUCUUUAAUCACUACUUGAUUUUUCCUAUGAUCAUCACUUUGGUAGAAAAUUCUAAGCCAUAUCUCACGAAUGAAUGAAAUCCACUGAAAUCCCCUAGUUUAGAAUAAUAAUAGUUUUUUCUACGUGAAAAAGAAAAAAAAUCUGGGUGAUCUGAACACCUC
This is a messenger RNA of Melampsora larici-populina 98AG31, 1902 nucleotides long. RefSeq names its product family 5 glycoside hydrolase. Gene Ontology annotation, molecular function: beta-glucosidase activity. The coding region runs from base 147 to 1583 and encodes 478 amino acids. The record is from RefSeq and is a predicted model, not a curated record. Gene Ontology annotation, biological process: glucan catabolic process. Gene Ontology annotation, cellular component: extracellular region; cell surface. The transcript has 9 exons. NCBI's taxonomy places the organism in Eukaryota, Fungi, Basidiomycota, Pucciniomycetes, Pucciniales, Melampsoraceae.